Gopherus evgoodei (Goodes thornscrub tortoise) is the source of this 3896-nucleotide messenger RNA. RefSeq names its product cadherin related family member 2 (gene CDHR2). The coding region runs from base 1 to 3828 and encodes 1275 amino acids. NCBI's taxonomy places the organism in Eukaryota, Metazoa, Chordata, Testudines, Testudinidae. The record is from RefSeq and is a predicted model, not a curated record. Gene Ontology annotation, cellular component: plasma membrane. Gene Ontology annotation, biological process: homophilic cell-cell adhesion. Gene Ontology annotation, molecular function: calcium ion binding. The transcript has 30 exons.
AUGGCCUGGCGCCCGCUGCUGCUGCUCCCCUUGCUCUUGGUGGCGGUUUCAGGGAAUACGGCCCCGAGGUUCAACAUCACCAUCGCUUAUGUGUCUGAGAACCUGACCGUGGGAGCCAAGGCCUUCCAGCUGACGGCUGUGGAUGCCGAUGGCGACCAGUUAUUCUAUGGCAUGAGCGGGCAGGACGCCUACUAUUUCUCUGUCAACGCCAUGACAGGUGAUGUGCUGCUGGCGGCCUCUCUGGACCGUGAGGUGAAAGCCAAACUCAGCGUCACCAUCACAGUGACAGACCACAUCAACACUGAGGUCUCUGGGAAGCUGACCAUCAUUGUGCAAGACUGGAACGACAACGCCCCCAUCUUCCAGAACCAGCCCUACAUCAUCAACCUGCCGGAGACCAAUCCAAUAGGCAGCAGUAUCUACCGAGUGCUGGCCACGGACCCCGACUCGGGCAACGCCGGCAGAGUGCGGUAUGAGAUCGUGUCGGUGACCCCCGACGAUGCCAAGAAUCACCAGCUGUUCUACGUGCUGCAGAACGGGACAGUCGGGCUGAAUGGCUCCCUGAGCUACAACAACCAGAGCACCUACUACCAGCUCCAGAUCAAUGCCACGGACAACGUGGGCUGCCUGACGGACUGCAUCUACCUGUGGUCCAUCGCCUACCUGUCCGUGAACGUGGAGGACAAGCCUGACCUGGCCCCGCAGUUCCUGAACGAGCCCUACGUGGGGUCGGUGCCCGAGAACUGCCCCCUGGGGACCUCAGUGCUGACCGUGUCGGCCAUCGACAGAGACAAGGGCGUGAACUACGCCCUCAACUACAGCCUCCUGAGUGCUGGUGUGCCGUUUGCUAUCGACCUCGCCACGGGCACCAUUACGGUGCACAGUGCCCUGGACAGAGAGCAGCUGUCCAGCGAGGAGGUGCUGCUAGAGGUGCUGGUGCAGGAGGAGAAGCUGGACAUCUACGGGCAGGUGGCUCAGGCCAGCGCCACGGUGACCGUCCAGGUGACCGAUGUCAACGACAACACACCCCAGUUCUACGACUGCGAGCUCCCCGCCUGUGACUUCACUGCCAGCCCUCAGAGCAGCUUCGGGGGCUCCCUCGAGGAGCAUUCCUCUGCCAGGGUGCCCGUGGGUGGCCUCCGCAUUGUGGCCCACGACCCUGACAAGGGCUUCAAUGGCACCUUUGAGCUGCAGCUGCAGGGCCCAGAUGCCGCCUCCUUCUCCGUCUCUCCCACAAGGAUCACGGGCACGGGGGAGGUGCAGGUCCUGGUGAAGGACCCCAGCACCGUGGAUUACGAGCAGGUUCAUGUGAUGAUAGUAGAGAUCGUUGCCAACGACACUGGGAACCCCAGCAACUGCUGCUCCAUCGCCACAGUGACCAUCCAGCUGUUUGACAUCAAUGACCACAGUCCCGAGUUCGGGCAGAGCGUGUACUGGCUGCAGGUGCCAGAGAACAGCCCAGUGGGCACUGUCAUCUCUAUCAUCACGGCCACUGACCCGGACAGCGCCAACUUUGGCAGGAUCACCUACAGGCUGCUGCCCGAGAGCAUCCUGGACAUCUUUGCGGUGAACGCCAGCAGUGGGGAGGUGCUGGUGCGGAACGGCAGCUUGCUGGACCGCGAGACCCGCUCGGUCUAUUACGUCACCCUGCAGGCCGUGGACGGGGGGAACAUGACCGGCUCCACCUACCUCGAGAUCACCCUGCAGGACGUCAACGACAAUGCCCCAGUCAUCAGCAGUUCCUACAACAUCUUCGUCAACGAGGAACAGGAGAACAUCAGCGUCCAGAUCCAGGCCUUUGACAACGACGAGCCCGGCACCAACAACAGUCGCCUGUGCUUCCAGCUGGAGCCUGGGGCCUUCAGCACCAACUUCACCAUCGACCCUGCCACGGGGGUGCUGCGCAGCCUGGGGGUGCUGGACCGCGAGGCCAUGGAGCAGGCGCUGCAGGGGAAGGUGGUGGUGACCGUGCGGGUGCACGACCUGGGCGUGCCACAGCUCAGCUCUCUCGUCAACGUCACCAUCAUCGUGGAGGACGUGAAUGACAACGCGCCCGUGUUCCUCAACGAACCCUACACGUUCUCUGUGCGGGAGGGCCUGGCAGGCGCCUUCGUCGGCAGCGUGGAGGCGGAGGACGCGGACCAGACCGAGGUCCAUCACCGAAUCUCCUUCCAGUUGGUCAGCGGCAGCGGGUCCAGCAGCUUCCUGCUGCGCUCCCUCCGCCUGGGCCCGGGGCAGUACCAGGGCAACUUGUCCCUGGACCCCGACGUGGCGCUGGACUACGACCGGCUCAGUCCAGCGUACUUCAACCUGACGGUGCAGGCGGAGAACACGGGCACUGGCGACGCCCUCAACGUGGUGCCCACCACAGUGCAGGUGCUGGUGCUGGACGUGAACGAUGAGCCACCCACCCUGGUGCUGGCCUCGCUGCAGGACGUGAGCGUGGCCGAGGACGCCCAGCCAGGGCCGCUCACCACCCUGCAGGCCUCCGACCUAGACACCAACCACUUGCUGCACUUCCAGGAGCUGGGCCUGGCUUGUUACAAGGGCACGGGGGCCGCGGGCCACGUGUGCCAGGACUGGUUCUACCUGGAGCCCAACGGCUCCGUCUUCCUCAACAGCUCACAGAUCGACUACGAGGUGUGCGACUUGGCAACCAUCACCCUGCGCGUGGAGGACACACACACCGAAGAGGGCAACCGCUACAGCAACAACGGUGGGGCUGGCCCCACGACCUCGCCUCCCGGGGCCCCCCUCCAAACGCUGAGGAUCCUGAUCAGUGACGUGAACGACAACAGCCCGGAGUUCCUGCGCAUCAACGACACCUUCGUGAGACUGCGGGCUGGGGCGGCCCUGCGUGGGUCCGUCUUCCUGUCUCCUUCGCAGUUGUGGUCCCCUGAGGUCUCCCCCGUAGAUCUGCCGGUGGCUGUGGUCAAGGCCAGAGACGCCGACUCGGGGCCACGCGGAGCCAUCACCUUCAGCAUCUCCAAAGUCCUGUUCCUCCAGGACAACGGGCCCUCCCACACCCUCACCAGUGUCUUCAAGGUGGCGACAACGGCUGAGGGGGACCUCUACAUCGGCAGCAUCCAAGUUGCAAGCAACCUGGAUGGGUCGUUAAAGGGCCGGUACCAGGUGACGGUGGAGGCCAAGGACAGCGGGACACAGUCGCUCAACUCCUCGGCUGUGCUGGACAUCUUCACCGUGGACCAGAGCUACCGGGUCCAGCUGGUCUUCUCGACCUCCGUGAAUGAAGUGCAGGAGAACUCGGACAAGAUCAAAGCGGCUCUGACGAUGGCGACCAGGGCGACGGUCUACGUGGCAGUGAUCCAGUCUGCAGCAGAUGCAUCGCAGUCCAGAUCGUCCAGGGCCCAGGAGAAGUCCGUGAUGGAGGCGUACUUCGUGUACAGCAACGGGACGGCCCUGGGGGUGAACGAACUCAGCAUACUGGUCCAGAGCAACUCUCAGGCGCUGAGCGAGCUGAUCCAGCUGGGACUGACCAUUAUCGGCCCUGGGACAGUGGUGGAGCCCAGUAAGGAGAACGAGCUGGUUGGCAUCAUCGCGGGGCUGGUUGGGGGCCUGGUGCUGCUGCUCCUCGUCAUGACGCUGGCCUUGCUGGCCACCAGCCGGAGCUACAGGAGGAAGCUGAAGGCCAUGAAAGCACUGAAGGUGGCAUCCACACUGACAGCCAGCGUGGCCCAGCAGGGCCAGCCAUCCCCGGGACAAACAAAUACAACGCUGAGGGGGCUAACCCCGUACUCAAUCUCACACUGGACGCCCCUUCAGACCUGGGCUUUGACGAGGACUCCAACGCCGACGCCGCCAGCCUGAACUCGCUGGACGAAAACAUGGUGGAGAACCCGGCAGAGGGCAGCCCUGGUCCCCCGGUGCUGCAGGUG